CGGGAGCUCCCCAGCAUGAAGUCGAUCAGUCUGGGUGACAGACAAAGCUUGCGCGCGUGAGCCAUGUCCAUGCAGCCUCAAUUACAGUCCCUUCAGAUUGGCAGCACACCUUCGCCAUAGGGCAAUUCACCAUGGCGCCCAUUCCGCUCAUCGGCCGACUAUACGUCCACGAGUUCCUGGCGCUGGCCGCGUCUUUUGCCAUAGCCCUGCUCGAAGUCGUCGCACGAACCAUCACGCUCCUCCUGCCCACGCCGAUUAUUCGUGGCCUGUACCGCCUCAGUCGCAACGCAUUCAACAGCCUGUCCUCGCCUUACUCGCGACGCGCCCGCAACAAAAAGAGGAACGUGUCGAGUCCGAUCGCACAGGCGCACGACUUUCUGGAGCUGUGCGAGCUGUAUGGAUAUCUGGCUGAAGAGCAUGUCGUGCAGACCGGUGAUGGCUACCUGCUGGGCAUCCAUCGACUUGCCCAUCGGCGAGGGGAGGAAGACCAGCGCGUCAAUGCCGGACCGGGCAGCGUCGAGAAGAAGGUCGUCUACCUCCACCACGGCCUGAUGAUGAACAGCGAAGUCUGGGUGUGUCUGACCGAGGAGGAACGCUGUUUGCCAUUCCUCCUCGUGGAGCAAGGCUACGAUGUCUGGCUGGGCAACAAUCGGGGGAACAAGUACAGCAAGAAAUGCUUGCAUUACGGGCCCACCGAGAACAAGUUCUGGAAUUUCAGCAUUGAUCAAUUCGCCUUCCAUGAUAUCCCGGACAGUAUCAACUACAUCUUGGAUACGACCUACCAGCCAAGUCUCUCCUAUAUCGGCUUUAGCCAGGGAACUGCCCAAGCGUUCGCUACUCUCUCAAUACAUCCCACACUGAACACUAAAGUCGACGUCUUCGUUGCUCUUGCGCCUGCAAUGGCACCGCCGGGAAUAGCAUCUGGUCUGGUGAGCUCAUUGGUUAAGUCAAAUCCAGAAGUGCUGUACCUGCUAUUUGGCAGACGCGCCAUUCUUGGCAGCACCACCAUGUGGCAGGCUCUAUUAUACCCAGCCAUCUUCUCGUGGGUCAUCGACAAAUGCUUACGAUUCUUGUUUGGCUGGAAAGCUCUGAAUAUUGCGCCCCACCAAAAGAUCGCUGCAUAUCCGCAUUUGUUCUCGUUCACCAGCACGAAAAGUGUGGUCCACUGGUUCCAGAUCAUCCGAAACGGCAAAUUCCAGAUGUUCGACGAUGAAGUGACGAGUCCAACAAGCUUCAGUACCGGCAGCAAAUACUACAAGGUAGCUAAGUUUCCAACCAAGAACAUUAGGACACCUAUCGUGCUUGUCUACGGUGGCAGCGACAGCUUAGUGGACAUUAAGCUCAUGAUGAAAGAGCUGCCGAGGCAUACAAUCGCCAAGUGCAUACCGAAGUACGAGCAUCUGGAUCUGCUCUGGGCCAGCGACGUUGACAAGCUCGUGUUUCCCCACGUGCUCGAGGCCCUGAAGAGCUAUAGUCAGCAAGGUCAAGCCAAGCAGCAAGCUCUCGGCUGGCGGACAACUCGUCCAAGCCUCCUUGAUGGAGCCGCUGUGACUCCGAAUGGCUCGGCACCUCCUGGUUACUCCGACGAAGAAGGAAGCCACAAUCAUAGCCUCAAUGGCUACCAAGGCACCGCCUUCGCAGACGAGCGACUCUCCAACAGCGAAGCGCAACUCGACGAGAGUGACGACGACGACGAUAUCUACCUCGACGAGACGCCACUCACCUUCACUCCCUAUGCCUUCAGCAACUCUUCUCGAGUCCCUACUAUAGACGCAGCGACCGGUAUCAGACCAGCUCCGCUAGAAAUCACAGGACGCAGAAGUUGACGCAAUAGAAGCCUCGAUGCAGCCCAACCAAUCAUCGCAGCUGCAGCAUGACCAUCAGUCUCAUUAUGAGACUCCUGUACGAUCUCGAACAUCUCGCCCCUUGCAGCAACAGAAAAGCAGUCCGUAUACUACCCUGAGCAACGCCACCGAUGAAACUGUUGUGCCAAGAUCCAGGCCCGAAGGAUGGUGGUCUUCGACAAAUACAAGUGCAACGAGCUUGGUGGCUGCGACGGAUGAUGAUGGUGUUCCGCUGGAGAUGAAGAGAUCGAGAGAUGAUAGGAAAUAGUGUGUAAUCCAUUAGAUGUACCAGGUACUCUAGUAGUAAGGUAGUUGAAAAUUGAAGUUAUG
Molecule: messenger RNA, 2174 nt
Organism: Sphaerulina musiva SO2202
Lineage: Eukaryota; Fungi; Ascomycota; Dothideomycetes; Mycosphaerellales; Mycosphaerellaceae
Product: alpha/beta-hydrolase
Exons: 2
Coding region: 132-1826 (564 amino acids)
Biological process (GO): lipid metabolic process
Source: RefSeq, a predicted model, not a curated record